AUGGAUAUGGAUAUGUACAUGGAAUGGAAAUCCUCCGCCACCGCCACCGACGACAGCAAGAAUGUGGAAAAGCGGGGCUUGCACCUCGGGGACUAUGGUCACCAUCAUCACCAUCACGAACACAUCAAGACUAUCACAAUUGAGAAGAAAGUACCCGUGCCUUAUACUGUGAUCAAACACGUACCCUACACGGUCGAAAAGAAGGUCCCCUAUGAGGUGAAAGUGGAUGUACCUCAGCCCUAUUACGUGGAAAAGAAGGUUCCGGUCCAUGUCAAGGAGUACGUCAAAGUCCCAGUGCAUGUCCCUAAACCGUACACUGUUGAGAAGAAAGUGCCUUACGAAGUGAAAGUUCCGGUAGACAAGCCUUACGAAGUUAAGGUACCAGUACCACAGCCCUACGAAGUCAUCAAGAAGAUUCCAUAUGAAGUUAAGGUGCCAGUGCCACAGCCCUACGAAGUCAUCAAGAAGGUCCCACAUGAAGUUAAAGUAGAGGUCCCAGUUCCCAAGCCCUAUGAAGUUAUUAAAAAGGUGCCGUAUGAGGUUAAAGUGGAGGUAGAAAAACCAUAUCCCGUCGAAGUCCCUAAGCCUUACACUGUUGAGGUUGAAAAGCCAUACACCGUUGUGGUGGAGAAAAAAGUACCGUACGAGGUUAAAGUACCAGUCGAUAAGCCCUACAAAGUGGAGGUUGAAAAGCCAUAUCCAGUGCAUGUGAAAGUGCCAGUUCCCCAACCUUACACCGUGGAGAAGAAAGUACCAUACACAGUCGAGAAACCUGUUCCUUACGAAGUAAAAGUACCGAUCGAGAAGCCCAUCCCGGUCUAUUCCGAGGUGAAGUUCCCGGUGCACAAGGAAAUUCCAGUCCCAGAGAAAUACCAUGUUGAGGUGCCAAUUUUCAAACAUCACGAGCAUUACGAACAUCAUGACCAUCAAGACCAGCACGACUACCACGGACACUACUAGAGAUUUGGUGGCAAAACCAGAAGUGGGACUCAAGAGUCCGCACAGAAGGCGAGUACAAGGACAGCAGUGUACAGUAUCAGCAGCAGUAAGGAUAAUACGAACAAGGAGCAUGAAGAAGCGAAGACAAAUAAAGGUCUUCAUACGCGUAGACGUUGAGCUGGACGUUGAGGGGGUUGCAAGAACGAGGAGCCUGAGCAGAGGGAGGAGUAGAACGCUUAAUUGUAGACAAGGUAGCAGUCAGAGGACAAACUAGCUAGCUACUUUCCAUGAGAUCUUGUAGGAUCUACAACCCGACAAUCUGGUUGAUGGAUCUUACAUAAACUUUAAGCCAAAUGUGUUAAUACUUUUAUUGUAUUUGUAUCAUUGUGUUAGUUAUAAGAUGUCGUAUAUUUAAAUUAUAAGCCAAUGAAACACUAA
This is a messenger RNA of Scaptodrosophila lebanonensis, 1377 nucleotides long. RefSeq names its product titin (gene Vajk4). The coding region runs from base 1 to 960 and encodes 319 amino acids. The transcript is spliced from 8 exons. Lineage: Eukaryota; Metazoa; Arthropoda; Insecta; Diptera; Drosophilidae. The record is from RefSeq and is a predicted model, not a curated record.